AUGACUAUUCUGUCACGAGGAACAAAUGGAAUUGAGCGCAGAGUGGUAAUUGAAGAAGCUGUUCCCGGUGAGGCCUCUGAAAGUGUAGUCAUUGAUGAAGUCGGCGGUGAAGGAAAAACAGACGCUGAACUCGCGGAAACUGUAGAACAUAUUUUCUCCAAACCGGAUAUCGAUGACGACUAUGAACCUUUGCAGUCAUCGAAAUCAAACGGAGACUAUCUUGCAUAUCCUGCACAGAGCGCAAGUUUCAAAUCUGAAAAGAUCUCCUCAAAUCCAAUUCUAAGCGACGAAAAACGCAGACUUCUAAUUAAUCACUGGAGGAACACACUGGACGACGACAGUGAAAUAAUAAUAGGGGAAUACCAACUUCCAGCGGAGAACACACCUCUUGGAAUAUCUGUUGAAACGGUGGCAAGCGUUGAUAUGAAGGGCGAUCAGUUGGACUUCAGACAUCGUAUCGUCGGCUUAAAGGAGGACGGUGUGAUCGCCAAACAAACUGACCUUAAAGAAGAAGAUGAAAUUAUUGAGACGAGGCGACACGAGUUUAAAUUCCAAUCAGAUUGGCCUCUCGAAGGUAUUAAUGAAUAG
Messenger RNA from Rodentolepis nana, 588 nucleotides. The record is from the annotation of a GenBank genome assembly. Lineage: Eukaryota; Metazoa; Platyhelminthes; Cestoda; Cyclophyllidea; Hymenolepididae.